UCACUGUAUCAGAAAAUAAACAAUUUCAAUGACUUUUAAGGGCUGCUUUUACUUCACUGACGCGACACAAUGGGUGUAGAUGUUGAGCUUCCUGCUCCAUUCGGAAUUAUUCUCUUUUGCGGCUGACAGUUUUUACGAGAAACCUUCUUCUCUUUGGAUCACCUUUUUAUUAUAUUGUUAUUUUUUGUUUGACUUGGAGUAAUGGCUCUUUACAGCUUAACCAUGGAACAAACAGGACCCAAGAGAAAAAGGAAGAGAGGAUGUAUUGUUGGAUGCCUGCUCGCUGUGCUUUUGUGGCGUGUUGCCUCUGCGCAAAUGCGUUAUUCAGUCCCUGAAGAGGUUAAUGAAGGGACUGUGGUCGGAAAUAUAGCAAGAGAUCUGGGAUUAGAUAAGAGCAUGCUAAAAGAAAGAAAAUACAGGAUCACGUCCAAUGUCCCAGAUCCCCUCUUCCAUGUUAAUCAGAAUGACGGAGUCCUUUAUGUUAGCAGAAAAAUUGACAGGGAAGAAGUGUGCGGGCAAAGCACAUCGUGUUUAAUAAAUCUCAAAACCGUGCUGGAAAAUCCGCUGGAGAUUCAUUACGUAGGAGUAGAAGUGAUGGAUAUAAAUGACCAUUCUCCCAGUUUUCAAGAUAAAGAAAUCAUGAUGGAGAUUUCGGAGUCUGCGUCACCGGGGGUACGCAUUCCGCUCCCGCCGGCUCGAGAUCCAGACGUCGGUUCUUUCGCCGUUCAGCAGUAUAAAGUCAGUGCAAAUGAUCACUUCCGAUUGGAAGUGAAAGACAAAGGCCAAGACGGUAAAAUACCAAUUUUAAUUGUGCAUAAAGCUUUGGACAGGGAGACAGCGAGAAGUCACUCAUUGGAGUUAACAGCAGUAGAUGGAGGAAAACCUCCGAAAUCAGGACACAUGCAAAUUACAGUGCAUGUUUUAGACAUUAAUGAUAACGCUCCUGUUUUCGCCAAAUCUGAUUAUUCAGUAAUGCUUAACGAAAAUGCUCCAAUAGGUACGAUAAUUGUGCAAGUAAAUGCAACUGAUUUAGAUGAGGGCACUAAUGGAGAGGUAGUUUACACAUUUAGCAGUAUUGUUAGUCAAAGACUAUUAAAGCUUUUUGACAUAAAUCCGUCAACAGGCGAGAUAAUUGUGAAAGGCAACAUUAACUUUGAGGAAAGGGAUAAAUAUGAAAUUGAAAUUCAGGCAUCAGAUAAAGGUUCAGCGCCGCUAUCAACCCAGAAGAGUGUGAAUAUUAAUAUAGUUGAUGUGAAUGACAAUGCUCCGGAGAUUGAAGUUACCUCAUUUUCCAGGUUGAUUCCUGAAGAUUCUCGUCCGGGAACUACAGUUGCUCUUAUCAGUGUAAAUGAUUUGGACUCUGGUCUUAAUGGAAACGUAUUAUGCUCGAUAAGUGAGGACGUACCUUUUGCUUUAACACCCUCCUCACGGGAUAAAAUGUUUUCAUUAGUGACUAAUUCCCCUCUCGAUAAAGAGAAACAGUCACAAUAUGUUAUAACAGUGAGAGCGAAGGACGCGGGUGAACCCUCACUCUCAUCUGAAAAACGUAUAAACGUUGUGGUGUCUGAUGUGAAUGACAACAGUCCAGAGUUCUUAUUGAGCCCGUAUAAUUUCUAUAUCGCAGAGGGCAACAAUCCAGGAUCCCCCGUGUUUUCUGUUAAAGCUUUUGAUCAGGACGAUAACGAGAACGCACGUAUUUCUUAUCAUAUCAUCAGAAACGGAAUUAAUGAUAGUAAACUAACUUCGUUUCUUAAUGUAAAUUCUGAAACUGGAGAGAUUGUGGCACUACAGUGUUUCGACUUUGAAACUCUGAAAACUUUCCAGUUCCAAGUUGUCGCCUCAGAUUCUGGGUCUCCGUCACUGAGCAGCAACGUCACAGUGAACGUGUUCAUUCUGGAUCAGAACGACAACGCUCCAGUCAUCCUGUAUCCAGUCAGCUCCAACGGUUCUGCUGAAGGUGUGGAGGAGAUUCCCCGCAAUAUGAACGCAGGACACUUGGUGACUAAAGUCAGAGCCUAUGACGCUGAUAUAGGAUAUAACGGCUGGUUGCUGUUUUCACUGCAGGAAGUUACUGACCACAGUCUCUUUGGUUUGGACCGCUACACAGGACAGAUCAGAACACUUCGCUCAUUCACAGAGACAGACGAGGCUGAGCAUAAACUGGUCAUACUGGUCAAAGACAAUGGCAACGUUUCCCUCUCAGCAACAGCUACUGUGAUUGUCAAACUGGUGGAGCCCAAAGAGGCUUUUGCAGCUUCUGAUGUUAAAAGUGCAGCAAAGGAUGAUGAGGAUAAUAAUGUGACUUUUUACCUGAUGAUCACUUUGGGCUCAGUUUCAGUUCUGUUUAUCAUCAGUAUCAUCGUGCUGAUUGCAAUGCAGUGCUCCAGAUCCACAGACUAUACUUCUAAAUAUCUCCCAGAGACUAAUUAUGAUGGGACACUGUGCCACAGCAUCCAGUACAGAUCUGGAGACAAACGGUACAUGUUAGUUGGACCCAGGAUGAGUAUAGGAUCUACUAUAGUACCUGGAAGUCAUGCAAACACACUGGUGCUACCUGACAGGAGGAGGACAUGUGAAGAGGUGAGCUAGGCACUUGAAUAUUCUGGCUUUUUUUACACAGGUAUCGUACACUCCCUGGUCCUGCAACUUAUUCCCUGCAUAUAUUCAUUGCUAUUAUAUUUUUGACAUCAGACUGUCACAGACAUGUUGCAAUAGCUUGAAGAUGCUUUUUAAUUUAAAGGUU
Girardinichthys multiradiatus is the source of this 2743-nucleotide messenger RNA. Its product is annotated as protocadherin alpha-8-like. The record is from RefSeq and is a predicted model, not a curated record. NCBI's taxonomy places the organism in Eukaryota, Metazoa, Chordata, Actinopteri, Cyprinodontiformes, Goodeidae. Gene Ontology annotation, biological process: homophilic cell-cell adhesion. The transcript has a single exon. Gene Ontology annotation, cellular component: plasma membrane. Gene Ontology annotation, molecular function: calcium ion binding. Bases 202 to 2589 code for a protein of 795 amino acids.